AUUUGUUUCAAAAUGGCGUCCAAAGGCAAGAGAGAAAAUCUUGCAUUGCGGAAAAUUGCAAAACCUGUCAUAAGUACAGAUGUAAUGGGUAAUAGAAACGUCGAAGUGCGAGCAGUAGGUGCCUGGGUGCAAGUUGAAUCUCCAUACACUGAGGCAGAAGGAGUGGUGGGUGCUGUGGAGGAGGAGAGAAGAUUGCGUCAGUUGCAGCAGGAGAAGCAGGCGAGACUUCGCCACUUUCAGGCCGAAGUGAAAAAGAGGGUGAACGCACUGGACAGGAUGAGGAAACAGAACCAGCUGGAGACAAACUUCCAAGCUUCUGAACAAGAGCGCCGAGUUGUUGGACAGAGUGCUUUUUCUUUCCCAGACUCGACCAAGAAAGACACAAGUCUUGUGAGACCCCAUACAGCUCUGGCUGUAAGCAAGUCAGUCAGGCACAAAGAGUCAUCAGACCGCCCUAAGAGUGGAUAUGACCAUGAGGCCUUCUCCGAUCAAACCAAUCAGGUUCAUGAGCAUGUGCGCCAGGCAAAGAAGAGCCUGGUGUCUCGCCAGGUGAUCACAGAGAACUAUGUAAAAGAUGAUCUACCAGGGGGAAUGUGGAAAAUCUCCAGAACCAGGGAUGACUUGAACCCCGCCAAAAACCCUUCUUCCCGGUACACAGUAGAUGGGGAGGAGUUUGACAUCUUGGAUGAAGAUCUCAUUGAAAAGGUCAAGGUUGUCAACAAUAAAGUGUACCAGGAGAGUCAGGAUGGUCAGUCAGGAUCACCUGAGGACAGUGACAAGGAGAAUGAGGUAGUGAGUCGGUCAGUUCAGUUUCAUGAUGACCACACUGACCACAGGGGUCAGAGAAACAGUGAUUACCACACUGAUCACAGGGGUCAGAAAAACAGUGAUUACCACACUGACCACAGGGGUCAGAGAAACAGAAGGCAGGAAACAGUGAAUCGUGUCCCGAACAUUUAUGAAGGGGUGAAAAGCGAGGAGGAGAAGAGACGAUCCCGUGCCCAGCAGGCAAUGUACCGACGAUUAUUCAUGGACAAAGAGAGGGAACAAGUGAAAGAGAACCUGCGCCGGCAGGAGCACAGGAAACGUAUUGUCAGGUUAAAGAAGGAGGCAGAAGCCGAGAGACAGGAGGAGGAGCGAGUGUCGCAGGCCCUCGUCGAGCCCCGAAAUCCCGUUACCGGAGAAACAAGCACUGAGGUCCUGGACAGGGAACAACAGGAACGAGAGUUUAUCCGCCGCACCAUCCGCGAACAUGAGAGACGACAACAGAAGAGCAAGGAAACAGAAAGGUACAUUGAGGCAUUACGUCAGCAGUUGAAGGAUAAGGUGCGACGGAAGGGUGUGGAGUUACCUCCCUUGUGUUGUUGCGGGGAAUCCAUCUGGGACACAAACCCUGAGACCUGUGCAAACAACUGUGUCUUCUAUAAAAACCCAAAAGAGUAUGGACGAGCAUUACAGGCAAUGUUGGACUCAAGUGAACUGUGCGGAUCCUGAAAACCAGAUCAAAUACUACUUGAACUAAUUCAAAUAUACUGCUUGGAAAACCUGAAAAUACAACCCGCCAAAUACCACUUGGAACAACUUUUACUUUAAAUAACGAAAAUUUCUGUUUGGAUUUAGUUGUGUAAGAGCUAAGCUGAGCUUAUCAGUCUACCACAGAGAAAUAUUAAAUCCUUAUGCUCAUUAUUCUUGGAUCAUGAAGACAUAUAAUCUAAUUCAGUCAGAGUGAAUUGUUUGGCUGAUAAAAAUGGACUAAAACACAUUGUACCAAAAAGCAGACUGGACUGCUUAAGCUGUUUCACUCAAAGUGAAUGCAAUGUAUUGUGAUUGUUUUUAUGUCACCUGAUAACAUGUGAUAUAUGUAUUUUGGUGUAUGUGGCAUCUGGGAGCAUCAGCAAAGCCUUGUGUGGACAUAACUCGAGUGAUUAUUUUUCAAUGACAAUAAAAUUUGGUGACAAUGUUUGAGGGCAUAGGGACCAUCUUAUCAAAGCAUGUGUAGUACAGUUACAAGGGUUUAGUUCUGUCAGAGUAGUUAUAUUAAUUAUAUCAAAACUAAGGGCUCUUUUGGUCAGAUUUUUGAAUGUUCAUAUGAAUUUGUGAUAAAGAUGUUAAAUACAAUUGGUAGCCCAAGCAUUCUUUUUAACUAAAGAUCAUGAUCUUAUGAUAUUUUGUCUUGAAACUUGGUGACAGUGUUUGUAGGGACUUUUUAAGCUUUACUAUUUGAUGAAAAGGAGAACUGUCCUACUCACCAUAGCCUUGCCCUUGUCUUCACAUCUUGGUUAAGGUAUAGCAUGUAAGCACCUUUUAAGUCAUUAUCUCAGCAAAUACAUCAUGUUAUGUAUUGAAACUUCAGAUAUUUAUUUCAGACCAUUCAAUCUAUUUAAUUAAUGAAGUAAGAUAACUCUUUUUUUUAAUAUAAUGCAAAUUAUGGGUCUUUAUUUAUGCACCUUUAUAUUUCGACCUAGACAUUCUGGUUAAGGAUUUGUGGGUAAGCACAUAUAAGUCAAUAACUCAGCAACUACUUGAUGUAAUGCAUUUAAAAAAUAUUACAACCAAGUAUGAUGAACCUCUUCUUGCAUUUUUUAUACAAAUUUUGCUCCUUUAUUAUUUGACGAAAUUGUUUAACGUUUUGCAUAUAAGCUAAUUUUGCACUGAUCAAUGCAUGUUUCACCAAAACUUUGCAAUCCUUAAACUUAAAAGUGGUGGAAUAGUCGUGUAUUUACAUUUUGUAGAGCUGAGGUUCUUUCUUGAAAACAAUAUUUUUUGCUUGUUAAAGCUUUUUGAAGAAUUUUGUUAUUUAUUAAUAUGUGUACGCUUGCUAGAUAAAAAUAUUUAAUGAAUGAUUUGUUACAAUAAUUGCCAUUAUAUCAUUGACUUGUUUUGAUUUUAAGCUAAUAUAGAAAUAAAUGACAAAAUUUA
Molecule: messenger RNA, 2919 nt
Organism: Mya arenaria
Lineage: Eukaryota; Metazoa; Mollusca; Bivalvia; Myida; Myidae
Product: coiled-coil domain-containing protein 15-like
Exons: 12
Coding region: 13-1494 (493 amino acids)
Cellular component (GO): centrosome
Source: RefSeq, a predicted model, not a curated record